This is a messenger RNA of Orbicella faveolata, 669 nucleotides long. RefSeq lists its product as uncharacterized. NCBI's taxonomy places the organism in Eukaryota, Metazoa, Cnidaria, Anthozoa, Scleractinia, Merulinidae. The record is from RefSeq and is a predicted model, not a curated record.
AUGUUUUGGACAAACGUAGCCUUAAUAUUGAAAGUUAUAGAGAAAACAACAAAAGGCAAACUCUCCUAUUAUGCUUUUUUCACAGAAACAGAUGAAUGUAAGUCCAGUCCAUGUCUGAACGGUGGAACGUGCGUGGACGGACUCUACGAUUUCACUUGUGUUUGUCCGAGCGCGUUCAUUGGAAAACGUUGUGAAGGUGUCUCCAGAAUAUCAUGUAAAAAUCUUCUGGACGCCGGGCAUACCGCGAGUGGAUCAAACUCUUUGAAAGUCAAUGGUAGUUCAUUUCAGGUUUAUUGCGACAUGUCAGCAAACGCAGGUGGAUGGACUCUCAUUGCUCGGUUUUCAAACGCUGAUACAAAAAACUGGAUGAGAGAUGAUGCUUACUGGUGGUAUGACAUCCAGACUUCACAGGGGUCCCCUACAAGCACGUCAAGUAACUAUGACAUGAUAUCUGAAGCAUUUUGGAGAGUUAAAGGAAGUGAGAUUAAAAUCACACGCAGCGACGAUAGUUCAAACACUGCUCUCCUUCGUACGUAUUCUAACUGCCUAGCUGGAAACACACUCAGGGGAUUUUUGUCCAGUUAUGGUAAAUUUAGUUACAGUAACGUUUGGUCAGACGAUCGAUGUCUUGGAAGCUGUCUAGUGUAUUAUGGAGGCUCGUAUAGCUCU